AAAUUAUAUUUCAUCAAAAAGAUGGAUCUCAAAAGCUUCUUCAUAUUUUUAUUUUUAUUGAUGCCAUCAUUCUGUUCCUCUCAAUCCCUGAGGAUUAACAACAUUUUCUUUACUCAUCGUAAGAUACUACCCAAACAGCAAUCCAAUGAUAAUAAUAAUAAUGUUACUUCUUAUGCUGUCAUAUUUGAUGCUGGUAGCUCUGGAUCUCGUGUUCAUGUCUUCCAUUUUGACCAGAAUCUCAACCUCCUUCAUAUUGGCAACGAAAUUGAGUUUUAUAAGAAGAUCGAACCCGGUUUGAGUGCAUAUGCAGAUAAUCCAGAAGAAGCAGCAGAAUCUCUGAUUCCACUCUUAGACGAAGCACAAAAUAUUAUUCCACCGCAAUUCCAACCCAAAACACCCCUUAGGCUUGGGGCAACUGCAGGUUUAAGGUUGUUGGAGGGUGAUACUGCUGAAAGAAUAUUGCAGGCGGUUAGGGAUAUGUUCAGGACAAGAAGUAACCUGAACGUUCAAUCUGAUGCAGUAACUGUUAUUGAUGGAACCCAAGAAGGUUCUUAUAUGUGGGUGGCACUAAACUAUCUAUUGGGAAACUUGGGAAACAAGUAUUCAAGGACGGUGGGAGUGGUUGAUCUUGGAGGUGCAUCAGUUCAAAUGGCAUAUGCUGUUUCAAAGAACACAGCUCAAAAUGCACCAUUACCACCAGAUGGACAGGAUCCAUACAUUAAAAAUGUCAUUCUUAAAGGAACUGAAUAUAACCUCUAUGUUCAUAGUUACUUGCGCUAUGGUAGUGAUGCUGCUCGUGCUGAAAUUUUGAACAUCACUCAUAAUUCUGCUAACCCUUGCGUUUUAGCUGACUUUGAUGGGACAUAUGCAUACUCAGGAAACGAGUAUAGGGCAUAUGCACCAAGUUCAGGGUCCAGCUUUGAAAAAUGCAGGCAUAUAGUGCGUAAGGUCCUGAAAUUGGAAGCACCAUGUCCAUAUAAUAAAGAGUGCACUUUUGAUGGAAUAUGGAGUGGUGGAGGCGGUAAUGGACAAAAAAAUCUCUAUGUUGCUACGUCUUUCUUUUAUAUAGCAUCACAGACGGGUAUAGUUGAUCCAAACAAACCCAAUUCGAAGGUUAUUCCGGCGGAUUACAAGGUUGCAGCUAAGAGAGCAUGUAAUACGAAAUAUGAGGAUGCUGCAUCCAUUUAUCCUCUUAUUACCAUUGACAGACUUCCUUAUGUCUGCAUGGAUCUCACAUACCAAUAUACAUUGCUCGUUGAGGGAUUCGGCAUAGAUCCAUGGCAAGAGAUUACAGUUACUCAGCAAAUUGAAUAUGAAGAUGCUUCCGUAGAUGCAAGCUGGCCUCUAGGGAGUGCCAUAGAAGCCAUAUCUUUAUUACCUAAAUUUGAGCGAUUGAUGUAUUUUAUUUAAGCUUCUACACUAAUAAGUAGGGAUGUGACACAUUGACGCCUAUGCCUUCUAUAUUAAAUAAAAGUCAUGUGCUCCUAUAAAAAAUAGUUUGCUAUAACGUAUUGUUGUGUAUGUGUUAGUUUGUAAUUUUGGUAAAGAAUAUGAAAUAAAUGCUCUAUUUUAAGACAA
Messenger RNA from Arachis duranensis, 1578 nucleotides. Its product is annotated as nucleoside-triphosphatase. Gene Ontology annotation, molecular function: nucleoside diphosphate phosphatase activity. NCBI's taxonomy places the organism in Eukaryota, Viridiplantae, Streptophyta, Magnoliopsida, Fabales, Fabaceae. The coding region runs from base 22 to 1410 and encodes 462 amino acids. Gene Ontology annotation, biological process: nucleoside diphosphate catabolic process. The record is from RefSeq and is a predicted model, not a curated record. Gene Ontology annotation, cellular component: membrane. The transcript has 9 exons.